Messenger RNA from Linderina pennispora, 393 nucleotides. Its product is annotated as glycine cleavage system H-protein. Gene Ontology annotation, cellular component: cytoplasm; glycine cleavage complex; mitochondrion. Lineage: Eukaryota; Fungi; Kickxellomycota; Kickxellomycetes; Kickxellales; Kickxellaceae. Bases 1 to 393 code for a protein of 130 amino acids. Gene Ontology annotation, biological process: glycine decarboxylation via glycine cleavage system; protein lipoylation. The record is from RefSeq and is a predicted model, not a curated record. The transcript has a single exon.
AUGUUCGCCCGGUUCUACGCGACCAAGAAGUUCACCGAGUCGCACGAGUGGGUGGAGGUCGAGAACGGCAUUGCCACUGUCGGCAUCACCGACUACGCCCAGCACGCGCUCGGCGAUGUCGUCUAUGCUGAGGUUCCGGAGGUCGGCGACUCGUUCGAGCUCGGUGACUCGGUUGGCGUCGUUGAGUCCGUCAAGUCCUCCUCGGACAUUGUCACGCCCGUGUCUGGCGAGGUUGUCGAGGCCAACGAGGCCGUCACUGCCAACACCAAGCUGAUCAACAAGGCCGCCGAGACCGAUGCCUGGCUGUACAAGAUCAAGCUGUCCAACGAGGAGGAGCUCGGCCAGCUGCUGGACAAGGACGCCUACGCUAAGCUCACCGAGGGUGAGCACUAA